This is a messenger RNA of Trichomonas vaginalis G3, 375 nucleotides long. RefSeq lists its product as uncharacterized. The transcript has a single exon. Bases 1 to 375 code for a protein of 124 amino acids. NCBI's taxonomy places the organism in Eukaryota, Parabasalia, Trichomonadida, Trichomonadidae. The record is from RefSeq and is a predicted model, not a curated record.
AUGACUGAGAAAGGCGAUUUCCCUCCGCCUGAAUCAGAUGAGGAAAAGAGGGAAGUUCCAUUAUUCGAUAAAGAUUUUGAAAAUCUUCUUAAAUCGGAUCCAGAUGGAUUAAAUCGAUUUAAACGUAAAUCAGAAACUGAAGAAGAACCAGAUGUCAUCAUUGGAACUCCACCAAUCAACUUUUCUAACAAAAAGAAAGACUAUUUUCCAAAUGAACUUACAUUAAACAGUCAAAAACCAAUUGAAAAAAAGAGAAUUUCAUUUGCAUCUCCUCCAUUAGCAGAAUCUCCUCCAAUAGCUGAAAGAAAUAAGCAACCGAGGCAAGUUCACUUCCUUGCACAGCCAAUAGGACCAGGAAAAAAAUCAGAGAAUUAG